AUGAACGACGUUAUUCAACUAACAAUGAGUGAUAUAACUACAAAUGAUACCGAACACGCAUUGGUCUCCUCCACAGAUACUACUACAUGUCAUCGUGUUAAUCUUCAAAAAGUUGAUAAUGUUCUUGUGAUCUGGUUAGGUAAUAAUAUCGAUGAAAACAACGAAAAUUAUCGUAAUAUGAUUUCUCAAUUACGUUCGAUUGUUAACAACAUUAACAUAUUCACAGAUAGUGAUCAAUGUAUUCAAUUUAUGAAUACCAUCACUAACAUCAAAGUAUGUUUGAUUAUUUCAGGUUCAUUGGAACAAUAUAUAUUACCACGAGUGCAUAGUCUGUCUCAAAUAGAUUCAAUCUUUAUUAUGUAUGAAGAGAAAAUACAAGAUAUACAAUGGGUCAAAGAAUGGUCCAAGAUUAAAGGUGUCUUCACUGAUAUAUCACCGAUCUGCGAGGCUCUCAAACAAGUCGUUCAAUUAUGUGAACAAAAUGCCAUGUCAAUUACUUUCCUGGCUAUGAAUACUGACGAUGAUAUUAGUAAAAAGUGGGAUCAAUUAGAUACAUCUUUUAUGUACACCUAUGCUCUUACAGAGAUAUUAUUAUCGAUCAAUUUCGAAGAAAAACAUAUCAAAGAAUUUAUUGAUUAUUGUCGUAAUAUUUUCAUCGACAAUACUUGUAAAUUAAACAAUAUAAUGAUAUUUGAACAAACAUAUAGUGAGAAAACACCUAUUUGGUGGUAUACUUAUGAAGGUUUUUUGCAGUCCAUGCUUAGUCGUGCAGUACGAUUAUUAGAUGUGGAUAUUCUUAUACGAAUGGGUUUUUUUAUUCGCGAUCUUCAUCGACAUAUUCAACAACUACAUUCAGAGCAAAUUAAAACAACUGAUUCUGAUAAAUCGUUUACAGUCUAUCGUGGACAAGGUUUAUCUCUAACAGAUGUCGAGAAAAUGAUAAAAGCCAAGAAUGGAUUGAUUUCCUUUAAUAAUUUUUUAUCUACUAGUAAGAGUCGAUCAAAUGCACUUCGUUUUGCACUUGAGGCUGCAAAAAACCCUGAUUUAGUCGGAAUUCUUUUUAUUAUGGAUAUUGAUUCAUCUCAAUCGACAACUUGUUUCGCUUCUAUUACUGACGUCAGCUAUCAACAUGAUGAAAAUGACAUUCUAUUCUCAAUGCAUACUAUAUUUCGUAUUGUUGAUAUUAAACCUAUGGAUGGACAUAAUCGUCGUUACGAGAUAAAGUUAACGCUUACUAGUGACAAUGACAAAGAUCUGACUUUGCUUACUAAUCGCAUUAGAGAUGAGACUUAUUCAAACUCAACAGGAUGGCACAAAUUAGCUGAAAUACUACUUAAAAUGGGUGAAUAUACUAAAGUCGAAAAUAUUUAUAAAAUGCUAUAUGAUGAGACAACAGAUGAGAGUCAAAAAGCAUAUAUUUAUCAUCAACUGGGAUUUGCCAAAGAUGAACAAGGAAUAUAUCAAGAAGCAGUAGUAUAUUAUGAAAAAUCAAUUGAUAUCAAAGAAAAAAUUCUUCCUUCCAAUCAUCUUAGUUUGGCUACUUCAUAUAAUAAUAUCGGUCAAACAUUCUAUCAUAUGGCUGAUUAUUCGAAAGCACUUUUAUUUUUUGAAAAAGCUCUUGAAAUUCGAUUACAAGCACUUCCUGAAAAUCAUUCUGGUAUAACUGACUGUUACCAGAACAUAGGUCUAGUACAUUACAAUAUGGGCGACUAUAUGAAAGCACUUUCAUGUAUUGAAAAGGCUCUUGAAGUUCAAAAGACAUCGCUUCUACAUAAUCAUCCUGAUCUGGCUUAUUAUUAUAAUAAUAUUGGUGAAAUAUAUCGUAAGAUGGAUAAAUACCCAGAAGCAUUAUCAUCUCAUGAAAAAGCGUUAGAAAUUCGACAACAAUCACUUUCUUCAAAUCAUCUUGAUUUAAGUAUGUCCUAUAACAAUAUCGGUAUGAUACAUUACAAUACAGGUGAUUAUUUGAAUGCAAUUUCAUUUUUGGAAAAAUCGCUUAAAAUUCGACAACAAUCACUUCCUUCGAUUCAUCUACAAUUAGCUUACUCUUAUAACAAUCUCGGUGCUGCAUAUUAUCAUAUAGGUGAUUAUGAGAAGGCAUUACCAAUGUAUCAAAAAGCGCUAGAAAUCCGACAACAAGCACUUCCUGCACAUCAUGUUGAUCUAUGUGCAUCAUAUAACAAUGUUGGUAUAGUGUAUUAUAUAUUAGGUGAUUUUAUGAAAGCACUUUCGUCUUAUGAAAAAGCACUUGAGAUUCGACAACAAUCAUUACCUUCGAAUCAUCUUGAUUUAGCCUCUUCUUACAAUAACAUAGGUGGUGCGUGUUGUGGUAUAGGUGAUUAUUCAAAAGCACUUUUAUAUCAUAAAAAAGCACUUGAAAUUCGACAAGAAAAACUUUCUCCAAAUCAUCCUGAUUUUUCCGUAUCCUUCAACAAUAUUGGUAUGACGUAUUACCAUAUGGGUGAUUAUUCCAAAGCAUUUCCAUGUUGUCAACGUGCUGUUGAUAUUGGACAACGUUCAUUACCAGCAGAUGAUACUGAUCUUUUAGUGAGCAUGACGAAUCUUGAAAAUAUAAGAAUGAAAUUGUAG
This is a messenger RNA of Adineta steineri, 2589 nucleotides long. NCBI's taxonomy places the organism in Eukaryota, Metazoa, Rotifera, Eurotatoria, Adinetida, Adinetidae. The record is from the annotation of a GenBank genome assembly.